AUGAUAUCAUAUCAGUUGAUUGAUACAAAUGAAUUUCAAUUAUACAAACUAUUGGCAUUAUGUUCUCAGUCAUCAUCAUCAUCAUCAUCAUCUUCAACACCAUUGUUACCUUGGGCGAAUAAAUUAAGUUCAUUGAAAAAAUGGCGAUCUAAUGAAGAUCAUCUGUUACCUAAUGAAACAUUAUAUUUUAAUCAACAAUAUUAUUCUAAAACAUCCAUUUUAAAUAAUAUGCAAAAUUAUAAAAAAUUUCAAUUUUCAUUAACUACAGUUUGUUUAGCUCGAUCUAUUGAAACAUUAUUACAUUAUCAAUUAUGUAUAAAUCAUAAUGAAAUGCCAUCCAUACAAAUAUGUUUAGAUUUAUUACUUACAACUAAUGAAUAUUUAUCAAUUUGUUUAGAAGAAUUCAAAACUAUUCAGGGUGAUAAAUUGGAAUACUUAGACAUAAUUAAUAAUGUAUUAAAACAAGUUUUACGUUAUCUCCCAUCGGAUCUCACUCCUUAUUCAAUUACAUCAUCGUCAACUACUAGUUCACUCAGGACUACAGAAAAUGAUAGCACCAACAACAACACAGCUGCCAAUAAAGACAUUUUGCGAAUUUUUGUUAAUUUACGUUUACACCAGUUAAACGUUAUGCUUUUACGACAUCAUCAUGGUGUAACAUUUAAACGUGGCAAAUCACAAACUCCUGCUUGGUUUACAAUGAUUACACAAGCUAGAACUACAUUAGAUUGGCAUGCUUCUUAUUUAGCUAGUAAUACUAAUAUUAUCGCUUCUAAGGGGGAAGAUAAACACUUGAACAUUGAUUUACAAGAUGUGAUUUUACAUGUGACUUUGUUAAGUCAUCUUGUCAGUUUGCAGACAGUAAAUCAAGAUGUAUUAUCUAUAUUCGGUAUUCAAGCUAUUCUUCGAGAUAUUUGUAGAAUUCAUCCUAUCCUAAAAUUAUUGAUCAGUUCUUCUGAUUAUUUUACAACAAAUCCAUUAUAUUCUAAUCUACAAGGUCCCUUAAAUUCAAUUUCAAACAAUUUAACCAAAUUAUGUGAUACAUUAGCUAGAAAAUCACAAACUAAACGUGAAAAUAAAUCUGACUUAAAAUUAACUAACAGUCAACAUGUCAAGAAAACGAAACAAAAGAAUAGUGGUAGUAACAACAAUCGACUGACAGAACAAAACAUCCCAGAAACUAAUGAUCAUUAUCAUGAAAACUUUUCUCCAGAAUCUUUAUUACUGUCGAACAUAAAAAAGCAGCAACAACAACAGGAUAAUUUUUUAACAACAAAACAAACUAUCAAUGAAGCAAACAAUUCAUCAUCACCACAACCAUCAUGUCAAGCAUUCAAUAAUCACUGUCAAGUUCUACAAUGUCAAAUUGAACAUUUAACAAAGUAUUUAAGUGAAUUAUGA
Messenger RNA from Schistosoma guineensis, 1401 nucleotides. The record is from the annotation of a GenBank genome assembly. NCBI's taxonomy places the organism in Eukaryota, Metazoa, Platyhelminthes, Trematoda, Strigeidida, Schistosomatidae.